This is a messenger RNA of Sabethes cyaneus, 3760 nucleotides long. It is a transcript of the gene mino, whose product is annotated as glycerol-3-phosphate acyltransferase 1, mitochondrial. The record is from RefSeq and is a predicted model, not a curated record. Gene Ontology annotation, cellular component: mitochondrial membrane. The transcript has 9 exons. Lineage: Eukaryota; Metazoa; Arthropoda; Insecta; Diptera; Culicidae. Bases 456 to 3116 code for a protein of 886 amino acids.
AUUAAACUGUACUUAAUAGUUACUACUGUGCGGUUAUUUCACGGAUUUGGCCCGGUCGAAAAAAUUGGAUCCUUGCCAAACGUGUUGAGUUCGUUGUCGUCGUCGUCAUCGUCGUCGCCAUCGUCGUCGGUGGCGUGAUCGUAUCCCUCGAGCCCAUUUUACUUUUCUGCGUUAUGAGGGUUCAAACGGUCUCAUUUGAAUAUUUUGAAGGCAUAUUCAACCGGCGCUAACAGUCGUGUUCCGGUCAAUGGUCAGCGAUGAAUGUCAAUCGAAAGUGAAUCGAACCACUGUUGGAAAAGUGACUGUAGAAGAAAUUGGUUGAAAGAGUUUACGAAAUCAACGAUUGCAGUUGAAUGCAACGUGCCAGAAAAGAAAAAGGUUGCUAGUCGAUCGCUAUCUUUAGAUUGAUUGAACAACGUGAUUUUGACAUUAUCAGUGAACACAGUAUACGCGAAAUGGUUGGCCUCGUAGAAGUUUUACUGUUUCUCGCUGUAGUUGGUUACUUCUUCAACAAAAGACGAGGAACCGACAUGGUGGACAUCAUAUCAAAUCGUCUGCAGGAAGCGUACGGAUCUUUCCGACUUCCGGGCAUGUUUGGGUCUACAACGACACAAACGGUGGAAGGUGGUGGAUUCUCAACUUAUGCCAUGCUUAAACGUUUCGGUGAGCAGAAGAAACGGAAAAGGCAAACCGAUAAAGACAAUGAUCGUAAGAUGCGUGAGGAAAGUCUCUACCAGAUGAAGGAAACACCGACACCGCACAUCCCACUGCUAGCCAAAUCGGCCAAUGGUUUAGUGUGCAGAUUUUGUUCACCAGAUAAAAGUGAACCUCAGCUGGAUCCGGCGGAACGUCGACGCAGUGCCAUUGACAUCCUACGCGUUACAACUCAUGCCGAUAUGCGAACCAACAGCAGCUCGUUGGACUGGGGUGUCUGGUGUCCCCAUCUGGCACAGGCAGCUCGAGUUGCGAAGUUUGACUAUCCGCAGUUAGCCGGAACAGUUAUGUGUGACGAUCGAGUUCAUCAAGGACUGGAAACGGCCGCCAAGGAGUCGGUCAACGAGAAGCGUCAAGAGCUCGGUGGAUCGGAAACUGAGGAUUCGUUUGACGAGGAUGCCUUCUACAAUCAGGCAAUGAAAAAUCAUGAAAAGCGCGCACAGAAGAUUCUUAUCGGUAUGCGAUCCAAAUUGUCCGAUUUUGUACUGCGCAUUACGUCUUGGGUGCUGUACAAACUGCUACCGUGCUUUAUUUCCGGUGUUGCUGCGCAUCCCGGUCAAGUGGACAUGAUUAAGCGUGCAAUUGCUAAAAAUCCGGAUGCACCGCUUAUCUUUCUUCCGUUGCAUCGAUCCCAUUUGGAUUACAUUAUGGUCAGUUUCAUUUUGCUUAACAACGACAUCAAGUGUCCAUUAGUGGCCGGAGGAGAUAAUCUACGGAUUCCAGUAUUCGGCAAUAUUCUCCGUUAUGAUGGAGCGUUCUUUAUCAAGCGAAAAAUCGAUCCAGUAACCGGCAAAAAGGAUCACGUUUAUCGCGCCAUUUUGCACACUUAUCUACAGAAAUGCUUGAGUGCGGGUCACAAUGUGGAGUUCUUCAUUGAGGGAGGACGCACCAGAACUGGUAAACCCUGUAUGCCAAAGAGCGGUAUCUUGUCGGUAAUUGUCGAUGCACUGAACGACAAAAGCAUCCCCGAUGCCCUGCUUGUGCCAGUUUCAAUCAACUACGAAAAGCUAGUUGAUGGUAACUUUGUGCGUGAACAACUGGGCCAGAAGAAGGUGCCGGAAAGUUUUUCGUCGGCCGCUUCCGCUAUCAUGAAAGUUUUGAAGGCACGCUACGGUCUCAUGCGAAUCGAUUUCAAUGAGCCAUUUUCACUAAGUGAGCUGGUGAAAUCUCUUCGCCAAUCGGAAACUUCGUUCCACCACGAACCGGAAGUUAGGCGUCUGCAACAUAAAGCAUCUUCUUCGUCGCUUUUCGGGACGGAUGUUGUACAGGAAGAGCAAGAGCUGCGAACGCUGGUCGAUAAUAUUGCACGCCACGUAGUUUAUGACUGCGCCAAAGCCACUUCUGUUAUGACCACAAAUGCAUUGGCUUUCCUGUUGCUCAAUCGUUUCCGCGACGGGGCGCCACUUUCCAUUUUAACAGAGGCUUUGGACGAACUGCGAAAUGUUUUGGAUAUGAGUUCACGAGACCUGGGUUUCACAGGCACUUCGGAGGAUGUAAUUAAGUAUGCUGCCGAUCUUCUAGGCCCCGGUCUUGUUACGAAACAACAGCGUAGUACUCAGCUGUUCAUUCGGCCAGUCACGAUGGUGCCGAAUGUCAUCGAACUAGCCUAUUACUCGAACAGCUUAAUUCCGCACUUUGCUAUGGACUCGAUUAUGAUUAUCAGUGCAACUCUGCUGCUGCGGGAGGCACAACAGAAAUGCCAGGAGUUGAAACAGUCCGUCGACAACGUUAGUAUUGGUCAGCAAAAGCUUUUCCGCACAUGUCGCGAGUUUUGCGAUAUAUUGAUGUACGAAUUUAUCUUGUCUAAGCCAUGCCAAAAUCUGGACACGCUACUACAAGACUGUUUUGAUAAGCUUUGCAUUCAGGAAUUGCUGGUGCAACCGCAGGUAGAGUACACCGAAGAACAGUUGCAUGCCCGCCGGAUAGCGGCUCGUCUGGAACUAGAAGAUCUAGAUGACGGUAUCAAUAGUGAGGAUGAUUAUUUCAGUGAAGAUGGCAGUGAUCUCUACCAGCAAGAAGACGACGUAAGGGUAUUCCUGCCGGCCGAGAAGCACUGCGAACGAAUUGUACUCCAAUCGGUGCUGGCACCUUUCACUAAUACCUAUGCCGCGGUAGCGUCCUGUUUGCAAAACUUAGUCGGAGCUAAUGCAAUGAUUGAGGGCAACUUUAUAAAGCAGUGUAUACAGACGAUAACUGACCGCGUGGAGCGAGGCGAGUGCAAGUAUGGUGAAAGCAUAUCUACGGAUUCCGUGCGGAAUUGUCUCAAAGUGCUGGAGAAGCGAUCCUACAUUGAAAUCAGUAAUAACAACGGCUCGCGGAUAGUGUCAUUGGCAUCUCAAUACGAUUCCUCGCUGGAAGUGCAGAGUAUCAUCCGGUCGAUGGAAAAAUUUGUACCAGUUUAGCUGGGCCAUAGAUAAUCGGGGCCGCGGAAACACGCGGAAUAAAAUAUAUUCCUAGAGACCGAGAGACUGCUGUAUGUAAGAAUCGGUGACAAGGUGAGCUCUAACAAGAAAAAAAAACCAUCGAGUGAUAUUCAUUGCCGCUGAAAGCAUGUCUGGCCCAUGUUACAAAACACAAAACAGAGAGAAUCGCACUUCAACGUUGAAGAACUAAUUUUACUAAAGUUAUUUAACUUUGAGGUUGUUAUUUGUCCCUCUUUGAGGAAAAUAUGCGUCCAUUUUUUCAGUGGGACAAAUUGUUUUCAAUUUUUUUCGAGUUUUUCUAAUAUGAACACCAUAUUUUCAUUUCAUAUUUUUAAAAUACACAUUGGAUUAUAACGUUAGACAACAAAAUAUCGAAAACGGCAAAAUGUAGCAUGGGACAGUUAUGCUUCCACCGGCAGUUCAGGUAAUUGUAGUUUGUGACAUAUAAGCAUUUGUUCCUACGCAAUGUUUGUAUAUAUUUUCUAAUCAAAAAGAAAUAAUUACUAAUGCCCAGUCGACGCUAAGUAAUAUUUAGCCACAUAAAAUGUACUUUUAUGAAGUUCUCUUUGUGAAUAGAGAAUUAAAACAUAGCUCUCCAUUCUAAUACGAGCUUAGUUUUAAGA